Rhizopus microsporus ATCC 52813 is the source of this 1111-nucleotide messenger RNA. Its product is annotated as SWIB-domain-containing protein. Lineage: Eukaryota; Fungi; Mucoromycota; Mucoromycetes; Mucorales; Rhizopodaceae. The record is from RefSeq and is a predicted model, not a curated record. Gene Ontology annotation, molecular function: RNA polymerase I cis-regulatory region sequence-specific DNA binding. The transcript is spliced from 3 exons. Gene Ontology annotation, biological process: nucleolar large rRNA transcription by RNA polymerase I; transcription initiation at RNA polymerase I promoter. The coding region runs from base 92 to 940 and encodes 282 amino acids. Gene Ontology annotation, cellular component: nucleus; RNA polymerase I upstream activating factor complex.
CUUUUUUUUAAUUCCUCUUUUUUUAAUAUUCCUUCUUUCGAUUUCUCCCCUUUUCAACAAUUGCUUUUUUCUUUCUUUCAACAUAAAUAUAAUGGAUAGAAAUCCUGUCUUACAAGAUUUGCAUAACUUGAAUGAAAGAAACCUGUACUCAACAAGUGCAAUAAGUGAUAGUAAUCAAUCGACACCAACUACAGCAAAUCAGUUGCUUGAUACUUUUAAUUUUAAUUCCUUUUAUCAAUCACCCGUCAAUCAGCAUAUAUAUCCUACAUCAAUGACAUCUGCUGCAAUGAAUGGAUUCUAUCAACAUUCAUUUCAACAAAUUCAACAACAACAGCAACAGCAACAACAACAACAACAGCAGCAGCAACAACAAAGCUAUUUAUCUGCCUAUCAGCAAUCAAGUCAAAUGUUACUUCAAAGAUACAAUGAUAGCUUUUAUGCAACAGAUACAACAUACAACACUGUUCCUAAUGCCCAUCAACUGACUGAACAACAUAAGCGCAAGAUAGAUGAACUUGAAUAUAAAAAAAAGCCAAAGUCGAAAAAGAAGAAAAACAAGAUAGUUGAUCCGAACGCAAUACCGAAGCCUAAACGAAAGACAGGAUUGAACAAACCACUUAUUCUGAGCCCUGUAUUAUCUGAACUCAUGGAUGGAGCUAAAGAGCUUUCACGACCUGAAUUGGUACAAAAAUUAUGGAAGUAUAUUAAAGAAAACAAUCUUCAAGAUCCUGCAGACAGACGAUUUAUUUUAUGCGAUGCUAAACUCAAAAAAAUAUUUGAACAAGACCGCGUCAAUAGUUUUGGUAUGAAUAAGGAUUUAUCUGCCCAUUUAACAAAAAAAGAAGAGGUUGUAGACCAAGCUCAGCAAUCAUCUGGUUCAGUUUCGCCUUUGGAUAAAGAUGGUAUAUCUCACGAUGAUUUCUUAUUGAAUCUUUCUUAAUUUGAUCAAAUACGAUCUCUUUAAUGUUGCAUGCUAGCAAAUAAAAUACAUAACUGAAUAAUAAACAGUUUGUUCCCAUAAAAAAGUUUAGCACUCAAUAUAAACAGUGCUUGUAUUAAGAAAAUCAAAUUUAUGCUGUUGAUGAUGUUUAUAUAAACAAUCAUACAAAAG